AUGACGCCCGCUACCUCUUCUCCUCCUCUCCACCCUCUUACUCCCCUCACCCCCGACGAGAUCCGAUCAUGUGCCGCCGCCCUCAAAGCUGCAUACCCGCCCACGGCGGACCUGCAGUUCAAGAUCAUUACCCUCAGCGAGCCCACCAAAGCCUCGCUGAUCUCGUGGAUGGAGGGCGGCGGCGAGAGACCCCCGCGACGGGGCUACAUCUCGUAUUACGUCCGCAACACCGACAAGCUGUUUGAGGCGUAUAUACUGCUUGAGGAGGGAGAGGGGGGAUUGGUGGCGGUGCUGGAGAGUAAUUUUAGGGUGAAGGAGGGCUACCAUGCGCAUGCGGAUGGACAGGAGAUUGUGAAGGUGGAGGAGGUGGUGCUGCAGGACGAGGGGGUUAAGGCGGAGCUGGCGAAGUUGGAGCUGCCGGAGGGGACGGUGGUGAUUUCGGAUCCGUGGACGUUUGGCUCCGACGGCGUUGAGGACCUCUGCCGCCAAUUCCAGUGCUUCCUCUACAUCCAGGACCCACACAGCAAGAACCCCGACUCAAACCACUACGCCUUCCCGCUCUCAAUAUGCCCCGUUUUCGACGUCCAGACCAGCAAGGUCACCCGGAUCGAGAAUCUCCCCACCGGAGCUGACUUCACACCCACUCUGCCAAAGCCAUACAAGAUCCCGCCUCCCUCCGAGUACACCCCCGAAUGCCAGCCAUCGCUCCGGACCGACCUGAAGCCGCUGCAGGUGGUUCAGCCAGAAGGCGCGUCGUUCCAGAUCUUGGAUGAGCAGCUUGGAGGCGGUGUUGUGGAGUGGCAGAAAUGGAGGUUUCGGGUCGGGUUUAACCACAGGGAGGGCAUGGUGCUGUAUAAUGUGACGUAUGAUGGGAGAAGCUUGUUUUGGAGGGUGUCGCUGAGUGAUAUGAAUAUCCCUUAUGGGGACCCACGGCCUCCGUACCAUAAGAAGGCGGCAUUUGAUCUAGGAGAUGUGGGCGCCGGAGUCAUGGCGAACAACCUAAGUCUCGGAUGCGACUGUCUAGGCUCCAUCCACUACUUCUCCGCAACACUCUGCGACGAUGCCGGCAACCCGCAAGCCAUGCCCAACGUCAUCUGCGUGCACGAACAAGACGCCGGCAUCGGCUUCAAGCACACAAACUACCGCACCGGCCGCGCUGUCAUCAUCCGCAACCGCGAGCUCGUCAUCCAGUCCAUCAUCACCGUCUCAAACUACGAAUACAUCCUCGCCUUCAUCUUCAACCAGGCCGGCGAGAUGAGCUACGAGGUGCGCGCCACGGGGAUCCUCAGCACCGCGCCCAUCGACGAGGGCGUCGAGGUGCCCUGGGGCACCGUCGUCCACCCGGGCGUGCUGGCAGCGCACCAUCAGCACCUCUUCUCCCUCCGCCUCGACCCCGCCAUCGACGGCCACGAGAACCGGCUCGUCUAUGAAGAGGCCCACGCGCUGCCGCGAGACCCUAAGACGAAUCCUCACGGCGUGGGCUACGUCACGAGGGAAACGGUGGUGGAGACCUCGGCGGGGCUUGACACGGACGUGGAUAGGAAUAGGGUGUUUAAGAUCCAGAAUGCGGGCGUGAGGAACCGCGUCAAUGGGAAGGCGGUGGGGUAUAAGAUCGCGGUGCCGCCGUUCCAGAAGAUGCUGGCGGAUGGGGAGAGCUGGCAUUAUCGGAGGGCGGAGUUUGCGGAUAAGGCUGUGUAUGUGACGCGGUAUCGCGAGGGGGAGCUGUGGGCGGCGGGGAAGUGGACGAAUCAGUCGAGGGGUGGGGAGGGGGUGAGGACGUGGGCGGAGAGGGGGGAGGGGGUGGUGGAUGAGGAUUUGGUGGUGUGGGUGCAGUUUGGGAUCAACCAUAUCCCCCGGAUUGAAGACUUUCCUGUCAUGCCCUGCGAAACCAUCAAGGUAUCCUUCAAGCCCGUCAACUUCUUCGAGCGGAACCCAGCACUAGACGUCCCGCCUUCCACACAAGCUUUCAACAAAAGCGUACUGCUGAAGACUGACCUGAAGGAUGCGGUUGCGCAUAAGCAGUCUGGCGCUGCGGCGGUGGGGGGAAAGAAUGGGGUGCUGAGGAAUGGAUGCUGUGAUUAG
Molecule: messenger RNA, 2082 nt
Organism: Morchella sextelata
Lineage: Eukaryota; Fungi; Ascomycota; Pezizomycetes; Pezizales; Morchellaceae
Exons: 6
Coding region: 1-2082 (693 amino acids)
Biological process (GO): amine metabolic process
Molecular function (GO): copper ion binding; quinone binding; primary methylamine oxidase activity
Source: RefSeq, a predicted model, not a curated record